This is a messenger RNA of Cicer arietinum (chickpea), 1874 nucleotides long. Its product is annotated as protein ABIL2-like. NCBI's taxonomy places the organism in Eukaryota, Viridiplantae, Streptophyta, Magnoliopsida, Fabales, Fabaceae. The record is from RefSeq and is a predicted model, not a curated record.
CUUGCAUGCCCAUUUUGUUUGUUACGUUCUUUCUUCUUUAAGUACACAAAUGGGUUACAAUCUUCACUUACUUUCAACUAUAUUCUCCUUUUAAGUUGGUUGAAUUGGGGUGAAUGAGAGUGUUGUUGAGCUUAAUUUAGAAACAAACCUAUGUAUAUAAGGCACAAAUUAAAUUCUAACUAUAUAUUCGCUUCAAAGCUUCCUCAUUGUUUUGUUUCAAAGGAUUGUGUUUGCUUUACUUUUGAGGGUGAAUUGGAAAUUUAGUACAAUAUGUGUUGAUGAAGAUUUAGACAAAAUCAUAUGAUUCUAUUCUUUUGUUUGAUUUCUUGCCUGCCAUGGAUGGAGAACUGUUGAGAGUAUAUAAUACACUAUAUUCAGUCGUUUUCUUAAAGAAAAAUUAUAUAAAAGUAGGUGUACUAUCGAACCUUCUUCCAUUUUUUUCUUUCAUGGGGAAGAUUCCAACACAGCCUGCAUCUCGAAUGGCUUCCAAUUAUGAUGAAGUUUUCAUGCAUCAGACCUUGCUUUUUGAUGACAGUCUAAAGGAUUUGAAAAAUCUGAGAACACAAUUGUACUCAGCAGCUGAAUAUUUUGAACUGUCAUACACCAAUGAUGACCAAAAACAAGUAUUAGUUGAAACAUUGAAGGAUUAUGCAAUCAAAGCUCUGAUAAAUACAGUGGAUCAUUUAGGUUCUGUGGCCUAUAAGGUGAGUGACUUGUUAGAUGAGAAGGUCACUAAUGUUCUUGGAGAAGAGCUACGUUUAUCAUGUAUUGAACAGAGAAUAAAGACAUGCCAAGGUUUUAUGGAUCAUGAGGGGCACACACAGCAGGCUCUAGUGAUCAGUACUCCAAAACAUCACAAGCGUUACAUUUUGCCAGUUGGGGAGACUUUGCAUGGUACAAAGUUCACAAAAUCAAAUUAUAUAGGAUGCAACCUAGAUGAUGAAGAUGAUUGGCAUCAUUUCAGGAAUGCUGUUCGAGCUUCGUUAAGAGAAACACCGACUUCUACUGCAAGUAAAGAGAAUUCCCCAUCACCUUCUUUACAACCUCAGAGAGUUGGAGCUUUUUCAUUCACUUCAACCAGCAUGGCCAAAAAAGAUUUAGAGAAGCGGACGGUCUCACCACAUCGAUUUCCACUUUCACGAACCGGAUCAAUGUCAAGUAGAUCUACAACACCAAAGACUAGUAGAUCAACUACUCCAAACUCAAGUAACAGAACUACAAGUCCUUCAAAUGCGAGAUUAAGGCAGUAUCCUUCGGAGCCGCGCAAAUCAGCUUCAAUGCGAUUACAUUCUGAUAUAAACAACUCCAAAGAUAUGGAACAGCACCCUAGUAAAAGUAAGCGUCUGCUUAAGGCCUUACUUAGCAGACGCAAGUCUAAGAAGGAUGAUAUGCUAUUAACUUACUUGGACGAAUAUUGAUGGUGGUUUACUACAAGUAAAUGAAAGGGAAAGAGUUCAAAAAAAGACUAGAAAUUACUAACAAGGUUUUGCUCUUUGUAGCACCGAUACUUCAAAUUAAAAUGUGUUUGGUAUUCAACACGGCACUGGUUAUAUUCAACCACUUCUGUUUUUUUAAGUUACUAUUAGUAUCUAUGUAUUUGAAUCAGUAUCAGCGUCAUAUCUAAUAUUCGUGUCUAUGUCUGCGCUUCAUAGGUUUUGCUUGCCUGGAUUUCCCAUUUGAUUGAAUAGGUUGUACCUCUUUGUUUCUUCCUUCUUUUCUCUUCUUUUAAUGUUCAUUUCUUUAUGAUUUGAAAUGAACAUAUAUAUGGUAAUUUUGUUUUGCUCAUUUUACUUUUAUGUUAUAUUAUUGCGAGCUUCCAACAUUUAUUGUUUGUGAUGUCAUAAUGCAAUUGUUCCACAGGUUUAUUUUAUUUA